CCAGGUUCCGGCGCGUUCGGGUCGGAGCGCGGGGUGUGACCCGCGCGGGCCGCCGUAGUCAGCUGCUGCGGCAGGAAGUGUCCCGGCGCGGCGGAGGCUGCACUAUGGCUCCGGACCCCUGGUUCUCCACAUAUGAUUCUACUUGUCAAAUUGCACAAGAGAUUGCUGAGAAAAUUCAACAAAGAAACCAGUAUGAAAGAAAUGGUGAAAGUACAACCAAGCUUACCGUGACAAUCAGAGCUUUGUUGCAGAAUCUGAAGGAAAAGAUCGCCCUUUUGAAGGACUUAUUGCUAAGAGCUGUGUCAACACAUCAGAUAACACAGCUUGAAGGGGACCGAAGACAGAACCUACUGGAUGAUCUUGUAACUCGAGAGAGACUACUUCUGGCAUCUUUUAAGAACGAGGGUGCGGAGCCCGAUCUCAUCAGGUCCAGCCUGAUGACGGGAGGGGCGAAGCGAGGUGUACCCAACCCUUGGCUCUUUGAGGAGCCGGAGGAGACCAGAGGCUUGGGUUUUGAUGAAAUCCGGCAACAGCAGCAGAAAAUCAUCCAAGAACAGGAUGCAGGCCUCGAUGCCCUUUCCUCUAUCAUAAGUCGCCAAAAGCAAAUGGGGCAGGAGAUUGGGAAUGAACUGGAGGAACAAAAUGUUGUUUCACUACAGCUGUUUAAAUCACUCUGAAAAGAACAUGCCUGACAUUUCUCCAGUUUAAAAACAACAACAACCUGAAGUAAUAACACUCUGCUUAUUAUUGAGGAAGUGUUUUUGGUGAGAAAGGAGAGGAAAUUGCAUGACUUCGGGGAGAAGAAUAAUUCUGAAUCACUUCGUGGUGGAGAAUAUAUUAAACCUAAGAGGCUCGAGAGCAUGACCCACAGUAUGUGUCCAGGAGGCUGAGACGGGCACCAGAGGGCACCUGGGUUCUGCAGCUGGCCCCUGUCCCGGCUGCCGCGCUCCUUGGAACGUUCAUUGUGUGCCCACUCCUGACACUCUUCACUGAAGAC
This is a messenger RNA of Myotis daubentonii (Daubenton's bat), 997 nucleotides long. RefSeq names its product syntaxin 8 (gene STX8). Gene Ontology annotation, cellular component: endomembrane system; SNARE complex. The record is from RefSeq and is a predicted model, not a curated record. Gene Ontology annotation, biological process: intracellular protein transport; vesicle fusion. The transcript is spliced from 7 exons. The coding region runs from base 105 to 677 and encodes 190 amino acids. Gene Ontology annotation, molecular function: SNARE binding; SNAP receptor activity. NCBI's taxonomy places the organism in Eukaryota, Metazoa, Chordata, Mammalia, Chiroptera, Vespertilionidae.